Penicillium waksmanii is the source of this 1449-nucleotide messenger RNA. RefSeq lists its product as uncharacterized. Gene Ontology annotation, cellular component: membrane. The record is from RefSeq and is a predicted model, not a curated record. Gene Ontology annotation, biological process: transmembrane transport. The coding region runs from base 1 to 1449 and encodes 482 amino acids. Gene Ontology annotation, molecular function: transmembrane transporter activity. The transcript has 8 exons. NCBI's taxonomy places the organism in Eukaryota, Fungi, Ascomycota, Eurotiomycetes, Eurotiales, Aspergillaceae.
AUGAUGGAAGAGAAGAGGGCGCAAGACAUCGAAAAUGUCUCGGGCCGGGGAAAGUAUCCAGGUCCCGACACCGACACUGAUUCACCAGUCCUGGACGGUGAUGCCGAUGAGAAAGCUUUGGUCUGGAAGCAGGAUCUACGGAUCGUGCCGCUUUGCGCUGCUAUCUAUCUUUUGUGUUAUCUAGAUCGAUCUAAUAUCGGAAAUGCCAAAAUUCUUAAUCAGGAUACUCACAAUGACCUUCUUUCUGAGACGAAUAUGACCUCCUUCCAGUUCACCAGAAUUGCGCUUAUGGUUUUUUUGAUUGCAUAUGCACUUUUUGAAGUGCCAUCUAAUUACUUUUUGAAAAAGUUGAGACCAAGUAGAUGGAUUGCUUUUCUUAUGCUUUCGUGGGGUGCAACUACUAUGGGUCUUGGGGGAGUUCACAACUAUGCCCAAGUGACUGGCCUACGCUUUCUACUUGGUGUCAUGGAAGCAGGGCUUUUCCCAGGUUUUGUCUACUAUCUAACCUUUUGGUAUCGAAACUCUGAGCGUUCGAUGCGCGUAGCUUUGAUUCUAGCGUCAGCAACUCUGGCGGGUGCCUUUGGUGGUGCUAUUGCAUUUGGAGUUGGUCACAUGAAUGGUGCGCAUGGCUUAUCUGCUUGGAGAUGGCUAUUCAUAAUUGAAGGAGCACCUUCUUGUGCCUCGGCAGUUCUUGUCUGGUUUUUUCUGCCUGACUACCCAGAGUCGGCUCAUUGGCUUUCCGCCGAGGAGAAAGAUUUCGCAGCGCGACGUUUAGCAACUGAGGGCUCAAAGGGAUCUUCCCAUGCCAUGUCAUGGGAGGACGCCAAAGCCGUACUUGUGGACUGGCGGUUGUAUGCCCAUUAUGCGGUCUACUUUGGCAUUUCUACCCCUUUCUCUAGUCUCUCUCUCUUCACGCCUGCCAUCACUGCGGGUCUUGGGUACUCUAAUCUUCGGGCUCAGUUGAUGACAGUGCCUCCUUAUGCCGUUGCGUAUGUUGUGACAGUUGCUGUGGCCUGGUCCGCGGAUCACUUUAAUAGCCGUGGACUUCAUUCCGCCAUAUUUUCCUUUGUCGGCGCUAUGGGAUUUUUAGCAUCGGCCGUCCUUCCUGCUGAGGCCUACCUGCAUCGAUAUGGCUGUCUCAUUGUCGCGACAAGUGGGGCCUUUGCUUGUAUCCCUCCACUCCUAGGAUGGCUUUCUUCAAACCUCCACUCGACGGCAGGGGCGGGACUGGCCAUCGCAUUGAAUGUGUCGUUUGGAGCACCAGGCCAGAUUGUUGGUGUUUGGAUCUAUAAGAGCGACGAGGCAAAAAGGGGCUAUCCGACGGGCCAUUGGACAAAUGCCGCGUUACUUCUGUUCGUAACGACGGGAUGUAUUUUGCUGAGAUUCUACUAUGUGUGGAUGAACAAACGACGUAAUGGUGAUGGGAGUGGGAAGAUGUUUGCAUAUUAG